UUCUGCUUUGUAAACAUCAGGUGAAAAGAGAAGUGAGUGCAAUGCUGAUCUGUAAUCUGUGACAAGUGCAGCACUGCCAUGGUCUUGUAUAAAAUGUCCACCAUCUGGGUUUGUUCUACUGUUCUGCUCAUUGGCUGGGUUUUUACACAGGAUCAGCCACACUGGCCUACGAGUGAGAUAAGACACUCUUGUAACUGGACCUGCAUGCUCUUCACACUGCAGUGGCCAGGAAGCUUCUGUCUGAACAUCGACAAAAAAAACAUUUGCAGGAUACCGGAGAAUAUCCAAGACUGGACCAUCCAUGGCCUUUGGCCUUUGAAGGAUCAUUACUGCUGCAACUGUUGGCCAAUAUUUCAUUCUCAUCUUCAGGAAUUGGAGCCAGAAAUCUCUCAGCUUUGGCCUUCAUUAAUAAAAACAAGGAGCAACUUCAUAUUCUGGAAAGAUGAAUGGUUUAAACAUGGAACAUGUGCAGGCUGUGUGGAGAACAUGAGUUCUCCUUUUCUCUACUUUAAGGCGGUUCUCAAGCUCCGACUCCUCUUCGGUGUUGAUACCUUCUUGGAAAAAGCAGGCAUUAAACCAUCCUGCAAUGUUUCAUAUAAGUAUGACGACCUGCACGGUGCACUGAAACCACUGCUUGGAGAUAACUUUGUGUUACAGUGCGUGAAGGAUGAAAAGGAAAGGGAGGCAUGGCUUCAAUUAAAGAUCAAUGUCUCAAAGAAUGUGACUAUUGGAUGCCCUGCGGCAGAGAAACUCGAGAGCAGCAGAGUGACGAACACUUCUUCUGGACACCCCUGUCCCAGGAACGACACCAUUUUCUACUUCCCUAUAAACCACAAGCAUCCGCAACAACCAUGCACCUGAACACAGCAUUAGUCAGUGUUCUCACUGGUAGCGACGGAGAGGCUUUCAAUGCCACUCUGAGUAAUCUGCUUAUAUGCUAGUCAGUAAUACAUACAGUUUAAGACUAAAAGGAAAAUAAUUAACCAUGAUGAAAGAAUUUCUAAAGCCAAACUGCAGGUUUUUUUUCCUUUUAUUGUCAUGUAAUCCAUUUGCCAAAAAGCAAGACAGUGGUGAUGAUCUAUAGCCACUAAAACAACACUGACUAAUAAAAAAAAAGCAAAUCA
Tachysurus fulvidraco (yellow catfish) is the source of this 1124-nucleotide messenger RNA. It is a transcript of the gene rnaset2l, whose product is annotated as ribonuclease T2, like. The transcript is spliced from 10 exons. Gene Ontology annotation, molecular function: ribonuclease T2 activity; RNA binding. NCBI's taxonomy places the organism in Eukaryota, Metazoa, Chordata, Actinopteri, Siluriformes, Bagridae. Gene Ontology annotation, cellular component: extracellular region. Gene Ontology annotation, biological process: RNA catabolic process. Bases 79 to 861 code for a protein of 260 amino acids. The record is from RefSeq and is a predicted model, not a curated record.